CAGCCCUGGCAGCCUGCGAUGAGCAGGCAGCACUCGCAGGAGGAGACAGGCAGGGCAUUACCCUGGCAGGCUGAGCCCCGCUCUGCGUGGGCAGCUGCCAGGGCGUGCCGGGGGCCGCUGCAGGGCAGCUCACAGCAGCACUUCUAGUGGGGACACGGAGCAGAAUGGCAGAAAUGGCCCAAGUAACUUGGCCUUUCUUCUCGCUUCUCUUGCAGAUGGAGAAGAAGCCGCAAGACAUCAAGACACUGCCUCACCGUGGGGUGAGGCAGGCCGAGAGAAUCCAGCUGCCAGCCCUGCCGCCUUUGCCAAGGCAGGCAGCGACUCAGGCAGCAGCACCCAAGCAAGUGCCUAAAGCAGAGACAUCAUCAUCUGAAAAGGCCACUUGCAAGCUGCCCCCUCUGCAAGCAGCAGCCUCUGCUUCUUCAGGGGGAGGAAGGGCAAAGUCAUUGGGAACAGAGGCCCGCAGCCAGCAAGAGCUUUUGCCACCUCUUCCCUGCAUCUCUGGCAACAGGGACAGAGCAGUGAGGGCAGAGAGGCGGGAACGUGGCCCACACAGCCCUGUGGCCCCUGACGAGGACAUGGGCAAUGCAAUACGGUCCUUUGUGUCCACCGUCAUAACAAACGCUGUAGCCUGCAACGAGGGAGCCAGCAGCAAGGCAAGGCUUUCUCCCUCAAGCAGAGUUCCCAGGACCAAAGGCCCCAGAACACCACCUCUCACCACAGCAGCGGCCCAAAACUGGAAGAGUCGGCACUCGUCCAAAAGCAGCCUUGCAUCCCCUGACGAAGAAAUGGAAGACCGAAUAAAGGCCUUUGUCUCCACUGCAAUAAGAAAUGGCCUUGCCUGGAACCAGGGAGCCAUGAGGGAGGCAAGGCUUCCUCCCGUGGGCAGACCUCCCACGAGCAAAGGACACAGAACACCACCUCAGCCCGCAACUGGGCCCCAGAAUUUAAAGAAGAGCUGGCACCCUGCCCCACACAGCCCUGCAGACUCUUGCACGGCACUGCAGGACACAGCACACUCCCGCGUGUCUGAAGUGCUGCAGAAGACGCAAAAAAGCUGGGAACACGGCCAACGAUCAGCAGCACUUGGGGACCUGGCACAAACGGGGUGCAAAUUGAGAGCAACAAGUUCAGCCGGGGUCCAGACAGACCUGGAGAGGACGUGGACGACUUCUCUGCCAGGGCCUGAUUCCCGGGUAUGCGCAGGAGCAAGGGCUUCCAGCAGAGACCCUGCAGCAGCUAGCCCAGGCCAGGGUAAGAAGAAAAAACAACAGAGAGAGAAACACAUCAAACCCAGGCAGGGGACAGGCAACGAGGGGACAAGCCAAGGCCGGGGCAAGAAAGAGAGCAGUCCUGGGGGAUGCGAUGAAGAGGAGGUCGUCAUCAUCAACUCCUGGAUCAACCCCAGGUUCGCCAGCCUCUUCACAGACGCACAGGACGUUCCCCAGGAAGAGGGCAGCGCAGCCAGCAGUGUGGACAGGGAGGCAGCACAAGAAGCAGAACACCCAGCAAGCGCCUCUCCUGGCUCGCUGCAAACCACGGACACUGUCCCAUCAGCUGCUCCCCAGGAAGAAAUUCCUGGGGAAGAGAGGCACAGCACGCCUCUCACCACAACAACAGCAGCACAGAGCAGGCCAGCAAGUCCUCCAGCAGCCCCUGCUCUGGAAGAUGAGGGACACAGGACGCCUCCCCUGACACGUGGGGCUCCACAGUCAAAACCAUCGGCCUCUCCAAGCCCCAGUGAGCACAGCACUGCGGUGAUGGUUGAGAGCCAGGGACGUGCCCGACAUGCCUCCAGUGCCUGUGAUGACGAGCUGGAUGAACGAGUCAAGACCAUCGUUUCCACAGUCAUACGCCGUGCUGAAGCCAUGAGCCAGGGAGCCGUGAGCAAGGCAGCAAGUGCUCCCUCGGCCACAGGACCCAGCGUGCCUCCUCCCACAGCAGAGCCUGCAGACUCUACAUCCUCAGCAUCUGCCUUGGCUGGAGCACUGGGGGACUUGGCACACACGGGGAGCACAGGGAGAGCAACGAGAUCAGCCGGGGUCCAGACAGACCUGGAGAGGAGGCGGACCACUGCUCUGCCAGGGCCUGAUUCCCGGGUAUGCGCAGGAGCAAGGGCUUCCAGCAGAGACCCUGCAGCAGCUAGCCCAGGCCAGGGUAAGAAGAAAAAACAGAGAGAGAAACACGUCAAACCCAGGCAGGGGACAGGAAACGAGGGGACAAGCCAAGGCCGGGGCAAGAAAGAGAGCAGUCCUGGGGGAUGCGAUGAAGAGGAGGAGAUCGUCAUCAUCAACUCCUGGAUCAACCCCAGGUUCGCCAGCCUCUUCACAGACGCACAGGACGUUCCGCAGGAAGAGGGCAGCGCAGCCAGCAGUGUGGAAAGGGAGGCAGCACAAGAAGCAGAACACCCAGCAAGCGCCUCUCCUGGCUCGCUGCAAACCACGGACACUGUCCCAUCAGCUGCUCCCCAGGAAGAAAUUCCUGGGGAAGAGAGGCACAGCACGCCUCUCACCACAACAACACCGGCACAGAGCAGGCCAGCAAGUCCUCCAGCAGCCCCUGCUCUGGAAGAUGAGGGACACAGGACGCCUCCCCUGACACGUGGGGCUCCACAGUCAAAACCAUCGGCCUCUCCAAGCCCCAGCGAGCACAGCGCUGCCGUGAUGGUGGAGAGCCAGGGACGUGCCCGACAUGCCUGCAGUGUCUCUGAUGAAGAGCUGGAUGAAAGAGUUGACACCAUCGUGGCUGCAGUCCUACUCCACUCUGUAGCCAUCAUCCAGGGAGCGGGAGCCCCAAGCAAGGCAGCAAGUGCUCCCUGGGUCACAGUGCCCAGGGUGCCUCCUCCCACACCAGAGCCUGCAGAAUGUACAUCCUCGGCCUCUGCCUUGGCCAGAGGCCCUGUGGGGGAGGCCAAUGAAGCCCCUCUCGCUGCAGCAGCAAUGCCACAAGAAGAAGGUGGAGAAGGGGCUUCUCCUUUGGCUGCAGAGCCUCUCCGGGAGGCCAUCACAGAUCUCCGCCCAGCAGCAGCUGACGAAGCAGGAGCAGCAGCCACUCCCUUGGUUCCUGGGCACCAGGUGGCCAUCGAGCAGGGAGGCCAAGCGCAGUCCUCCUCCUGCACCAAAGAUACGCCAGCGGAUGAGCCAGCAACAUCCCAGACACAAGCGCCGUCCCAGGAUCUGUUGGCCGGGCCUGUUCAGCGCAGCGAGCAGCACCAAGCACAAGGCACCCUUGACCUCGCACAAGCCCCGGCGCGCCAGCCACGGCCCUCCCGCAUCAGGAGGGCACUUCGCGCGCUGCGCAGGGCUUUCCGCUGCAGCUGCAUCGCAGGACAGCGAGAGUAGCCGCGCCCGGCUGUGCCAGUCCCAGGAGGAUGCUCGGAGCUGGCAGCUGGCCCUCAGGAAGCUUUGCAGCACCCACGGAAGCAUCACUGCGAGGCACAGGACAGCGCCCCAGGAAUUCAGAUGCCCCACCACAUCCUGCCCCCAGCCUCAGCUCAGCUGCGGCUGCUUUCUGCUCUGAAUAAAAGCUCAGGCAGACUUUUGCCCCCAGUGCUCCUCUCUGUGCCAUUGAUCUCAGGAGAAAGAGCGGUGCAGGCCAUGCCAACCCGGGGCCUCUCACAGUCAGAGAAGUACAGAAUCAUAGAAUCUACCACUGAACCGUGUCCCUCGGCACCAGAUCUACACGGCUUUCGAAUGCCUCCAGGGAUGGUGACUCAACUACUUCCCUGGGCAGCCUGUUCCAAUGCUUCACAACCCUUUUGUUGAAGACUUUUUGCCUAAACCUAAACCUAAAUCCACCUAAACCUCCCGCGGCCCCACUUUUUCCUCUUCUCCUACCGCCUGUUGCUUGGGAGAUGGGACUGACCCCCACCGCACUACAACCUUCUCUGAGGUCCUUGUACACAGUGAUAAGGUCUCCCCCAAGCCUCCUUUCCUCUAGGCUACAUAACCCCAGCUCCCUCAGCACUCCUCACACGACUUGCUCCCUGGGCCCUUCGGCUGCUCCUUUCCCCUUCCUUGGACAUGCUCCAGGACCUCCACGUCCUUCCUGCAGUGAGGGCCCCAAAACUGAACAGGGUAUUCAUGGCGCGACCUCACCAGAGCUGAGUACAGGGGGAGAAUCAGGUUCACAAACCACGCGAUGCUUACUACUACGCCAUAUAUGUACAAUUUUAUUUGACCAACCUUUAUUUUCCCCUUUUCCUUUUUUUUUUUUUAAUUAUUUUUUUCUUCAUCUCUCGUGACCAGAAUGCCCGUGAUUUAUUUAUUUAUUUAUUUGUUUGUUACUGAUUUUUGCCCUGAUUCUCCUGCUUUUCUUAGCUAUCCUCCUCAUUUUGCGACUGUGGGACAUUCCCCUUAUCUGCUUAAAAUACUUCACCUGGUAUGCUACUGCCAUGCCCGCACAAUCCCUUUUGAAAAUGCAAGGUUAGUGGAAUUUUCCACUGCAAGAACCUGACGUGCUGUCAGCAGCCUGCAAGCUCUCCUGACGUGCUGUCAGCAGCCUGCAAGCACACAAGGGGAGGAAGUGCUGCAACAGCCGGUGCUCACCAAGCAGCUGCCCGGCAAGGAAAAGACAGUCAGUAGGACAUGUGUCAGGACACUUUUCCUGCCGAUGCGGCCAAAUUCACCUGAGAAAGAAACGGGAAAAGUCUCUUUCUUUCUUAUGUGGGACUCCGGGAAGACAGGCAAAGUUCUCCGAGAGCUGAAAAGUGGGCUUCUUUACCUGGAGGAGCUCAAAGCAAAAAACAAGAGCAGCCCCACUUUAAUAAGGAAGGAGGCACCCAGCCCAGGUACUAAGACACGCUGAAAAGCAAGAAAGGAGGAACAGUAUUUAAGCAUUUCUGGCACUGGAAAUGCAGCGCGGGGCUUCCCCAACAAAGAAGAUGGGCCCUUGUGCUUUGGCCACUGCUCAUGGGAAGGUGCCAGAUGGCGUCACUGCGGAGAGCCCUGGAGAUGGCCUCAGUGUCUGGGAGCUUCCCAGCUCCCUCCUUUUUGCCCCCUACAGAAGAGCUGGGCUAGGAAGAGCACAGCCAACACCCUCAGCUCAGGAAAAACCCUCCACGGGGUUCCCAACUAAUAGGGAAAGCCUUGAGAACCGGCUCUGGCUACAUGCUGGCUUGCCCACUCGGGCCACAGGCAACGCACAAGCGCCAGGCAGUACGCAUCCCGUCCUUCUGCUGGAGCUGGGCUCUUCUGUUGUGCAUAUUGCCAGAGCAGCAAGGGGCCCCUGGCACACCUGCACUUUGCAGGCUACCGCUGGGGCAUUUCUUCUGCUUGAGGAGGCGGGCUGUGGGGUGGCAGCUGCAGGAGGGAGCAGGCUACGAGGGCAGGACGAGGCUGCAAAGCCCACCUUGUUCAGUGCGAACUGCCUGUGCACGUGGUGGGGUAUUGCAUCCCCAACGUGCCCAGCCCCUGGAAAGCAAAUGCCCCAAAUCCCCUUUCAGCCGUGCCCUGGGGACGGCAACAAGGCCGCCAAUGCCAUGCUGCAGGCUGGCACGGCCUGCAGAUGCCAGGCUGCCAAGCCCAACGUGCGGCCGCCACGCAGGCGCCAGCUGCCAGAGGCUGCAGGAAGGUUCCAGAAGCAGCGGCAGCAGCCCGCGCAGGGGCAGCCGCGAGUGCAGGAGCCGCUCCUGGGCUCUGGGCUCAGCGGCAGACGCCUGCCCCUGCAGGGAACGAGGCCCACCCAGAGCCUGCCCAGCGGCAUGGGCCUGCCCAGACAUCCU
Messenger RNA from Anas platyrhynchos (mallard), 5722 nucleotides. RefSeq lists its product as uncharacterized. The record is from RefSeq and is a predicted model, not a curated record. NCBI's taxonomy places the organism in Eukaryota, Metazoa, Chordata, Aves, Anseriformes, Anatidae.